AUGUCGUUGAGCGACUGGGAGUCAGACCUUACCGACAUUGAGUCCUCGUCGGAGGAAGAGUAUUUGCCCACAAAGAGGAAACCUGGCAGGCCACCUCAGCCGCCCAAGGAGUACAGGAUCACGAAUGCUCUCAGUGCUCCCCGAGCAACAAACUAUUCUACCAAGCAUAUACAUGACCUGCUGGUUGCCGGUAGUAUCGACUUAGAUCCGCAAUAUCAACGAGAUGUCGUCUGGCCUGAAGGCAAACAGAUGGGUCUCAUAGACUCGCUCAUGAGAAAUUACUACGUGCCUCCGAUCAUAUUCGGUACGGGCGGCAUUGUCAUCACGUUCUUGCCUCCGAUUGACCCGCGAUCAAUAGCUGUGAAGAAAGAUCCCAAGACCUCAGAAGAAACUCGAGUUUGUAUCGACGGCAAGCAGCGCUUGACUUCCCUGCGCAGGUUCAUUGAUGGCGAGAUCGCUCACAAGGACUCGGACACGGGCAAGAAGUAUUUCUUCGGGCGAUCAAGCAAACCAGGUCGCGCGAUGCUCCCAUUGGCACUAACCGGAUCUUUCUUGAUGAAGCAGAUAGUCUGCAUGGAGUACGAAGAGAUUGAUGAGGAGCAAGAAAGAGAGAUCUUUCAGCGUGUGCAAAUGGGCAUGGCUCUUACGGUUGCCGAGAGAAUGCAGGCCAUAUCUGGGCCUUGGCCAGACCUCAUCCGGGAAGUCCAAGCUGUGACUAUUGGCGAAGAAGGGUUCGGAGGCGCGCUAGACUGGGGCACUGGGCGAGGGCGCGACUUUCAGUGUCUCGUCACAAUAGUUUAUCUCACCACAGACAAGGUUAUAUUUCCUGGAUCCCAACAGCUGGAAAAAUGGUUGGCACGAACUGCACCCGUCCCAUCCAAGCUUCGAAUCGACAUACUCGAAACGUUCCGCAUCUUCGUAUAUCUUGCCAGAGAGCCGAAGUUCUCGAGGUGUUUUCAAAAACCUACCCGCAUCUCACCCGUGGAGUUCAUCAUGACGGGGUAUGCCAUAUACACCCUGCGUGAGCAGCUGUCCUUCUCUCAGCUCUCGUCGGCAAUCGCAAAGAUGAGAGAGGACGUUCGUGUAAAGCAUGCCGACAUUCGUGCCAACAAGAAGGUUAUGACCACCAUGCACACUUUCCUGCGCAACAUUACCAAGGACCCUUCAUUCCUCAAGAAAGACAAAGAUGACACCGCUGCCUCGGAUGCUAUCAAACACAUUGCACAUAAGCCUGCGAAGCGUAAGCGUACAGAGGCCCAGAUGGACGAUGAUGCCGAGGAGCAGCCCAAGCGAGUCACGCUGUCCAAGACGGCCAUUGCCAAAGCUACAGAGGCUAAUAAGAUCAAGACCAAGACAACAGCGACAAAGGUUACGAAGUCUGUGACAUCCAAGGAAACGGGUACUAGAACAACCGUCAAAAAGGUGCCAGUAUCCGCGCCGACCUCAAAGCCCUUCCCUUCCACUUCGAAGAUUUCCUCAUCUGCUUCCCACACCUCGACCGCUGCCAAGGCCUUCCCUGCCGCCUUUAAGCCAGCUAGCGCUGCUUCAUCUACGACACCACAGACCUCAAUAUCUGAUACUACCCAACAGUCGUUCAAGACUAAGGUCCCAGAUGGUAUGGGUCCGCCUGCCAUCCCGCGGAAGGCCCCGCGAGACGGUAUGGAUUUGAACCUUCCUGCGGGCCCUGCGGCGCCAGCCUCUGCCGAGCGACAGUCACCACAGUCACACCACACCACACCCACCUCCGAUGCUCUCCAAUCCACUAACGUGGCCAGUUCUCAAUCAUCAGCUACGCCGACGCCACCCCCUAUCCCGAUCAAGCCCGACCCAGACAACGAGCACCCGCGUGUAGGUGGGAUAGUGGACCGCCUCGCACCGAUCCGCAACGCGAAGAGCAGUGCCCCAAGUUCACCUGAGCUGCCCUCGCAGCUGUCCUCGCCAAGCCGAUCGCUUUUCGCUCAGCAUCAGCAGCAGUUCCUCCAGCAGCAGGGCGGCGCCUUGUCUCCUCCCGCGACGACACAAGGCACCGAGCAAGACCAUCCACGGCUGCUUCCACGCACUUCCUCGGACCCGACGUUCCAACACAACGCCGCGAGACAGACCACACCCUCGACGCCCACGCCGCAGAUCACGGCUGCAGCGGUGCAGUCGCUGCUCGCGAGAGCAGGUUUCCAGGGCUCACCUAAGCUUCUCGCCACGUCGCCGCAAAACGCGGACACUCUACACGAUUCGCGUCGAAGGCCGUCGGUGUCAACACCCAUGCAAAGCCCGACCCUGCCGUUUGCAACUUCUGCGCCCAAGCCUCCGUCCGCGCCUGCAUCCGCACCCGCGUCCGCGAACGGCAGCGCAACGCACGCAUCACAGAGCCCGCCGGCUGCGCCCACGACACCCGGUCAUGCGCCGCAACCCGCGCAGCCGUCUCCCUCACGAUCGCUCUCGCCGACGUUGCCUCGUCGGCCGGAAGCGUCUCCUAAGGCGGACGUCGGAAAACCGAUGCUCGCGACACGCAUGAGCCCCGAGAGUGUGCGAGGGCCAGAGUGCUAGACCUCGACAGAAGUGGUUCAGUCUGUGUUUGUGUUCUUCCACCACCUACAUGUAGAGCUUUUAAUAAUACCUUCACGACUCCAGCAGUAUACAGUACGCCAGCAAGCACUAGGAGACGUGUAUUCCAAAUCUCUACUUCGUGUCAUUACUGUUUCUCGUAUUAUUGUACAAUCCGUGACUCCUUGAACGUUGCAUCUCUUGUGUUAGUAUGAUGACGUUCAUAUUGGCCACUUCUCCCACAGGUUGAUCGGGUCCGCCGGACUCUGCUAUGUCCAUCCCCACACUACAGCUUUCACGAAGCUUGUGAAAUACUUCUGAAUGCCCGUACAGUGCUGGUUCGUGGCACGUAUCGAGUCCGCGUCUUCCAAGUGCUUGUUCAGGCGCUGUUGUAGCCGACG
Phanerochaete carnosa HHB-10118-sp is the source of this 2942-nucleotide messenger RNA. RefSeq lists its product as uncharacterized. The record is from RefSeq and is a predicted model, not a curated record. Lineage: Eukaryota; Fungi; Basidiomycota; Agaricomycetes; Polyporales; Phanerochaetaceae. The transcript has 10 exons. Bases 1 to 2544 code for a protein of 847 amino acids.